UACUUUCUGUGAUCCGUCCGGGGAUCAUGACGUCAUUUUUAUAUGCAUGUAUUUAUGUAUUUAAGGCGAGAAUAUGAGUUUAGAAUUAUUCAUAGAAUUUACAUAUAUUUUGACAGGACCUGACCGUGUUGCAGUUGUUGUUCACUCCAUGACGAGCUUCAAUUCUAACACCAAGAUGGCACUGAUGUUGGUCUUCAAGAAGUCCCAGCCAACCACCUUCCAGUGCUCUAAAUGCGUCAUCCAAUGCAACAAUCUAGCUGAAAUGCGAGCUGAAGACCUUUCGCGACUCUCUGAAUUCCUGGGGAAGGUACCAGAUCAUCCUCUACCCAUCGCUGACAAAGAGGCGCAUUCAACCCUUAUCGCAUCGUCCUCUGCGGAUAAAGUUGAUACAAUCGAGACUGGUGGUAAGCCACAAGCCACAAAUGCUAGUGCUACCAAAGGAGAUCAAAGUAUGGCUUCUUCUUUGAGUUCUACUGACACCAGUUCAAUGUCUCAGACAGAUGUUGGCCGCUCGACAAAUGCCCCAACAAUCUCGAUUGAUAGUGGUUCUCCUGACCCUUUAGAAGUUGGUCUCCGUUCAAAAGUUGCUCCGACGCAACCUACUAAAAGCCAAACUUCAAUGACAAGCACAUCAUCCACCAGUGUGGGAGAUGGUAACCUUCGGAACAUGGCUACUAGUACGUCACAACUUGGCGCACGUUCUUCCGACACCGCACAAUUCUCACAUGCCUCACCGAAAGUCGACACUUCACCGGAUAGAUAUGCCGACCAAGACAAAGUGAUCGACACAACCUACCCCAUAGCCUUGGUCAAUCUUUCUUCAGCAUAUCAACCCGGAAAAUUGAAGGAUGUUUUACAACGACAACUUCCCGGAAAGACAAUCAUGUUGAUUAAAGACAUACAUGACCUGGCAAGCAACUGGCACUUGUUUGAAGCCAUUCUUGUAGACUUGGGAUCAUUACCGGAAGCUGCAUCUUACAGUUCGGUUGAAUACAAAGACGCCUUGAAUUUUUUCAAGAAAUGCCUAAAAGAGAUGUUGGUACCCCAGAAUUUAGCCAUGUUGAUGCCCGCUCCGACGAAUACUCCUUCUGACCAUAAACAUGCAGAUACCAUACGCAGGAUAAGCGAGAUCGACAAGACCACAGAAGUUUCUGUCUUUCAGUACAGCAGUGAAUCUUGCAGACCAUCUCUCUUUGAUGAUAACACGAAAAAUCGACUGGUUUUCUGGCUUCUCGAUUGCAACAAAAGAUACCACGCAGCUGGCCUUCAGAAGGGACCCAGUUUCUUCAAGAACAUUCAAACUCAAUUAUCAAAGUUUGUCCCGUCUUUUAUUAAGAAGCUAGGCUGGUAGAAGUACGUGGAUGGGGUAGUGGAUUCAUAGGCCGACCUUAAAGGAGUUCUUUCGUCUGGCAAUGGAAGUCUAUUAAGAGAAUAAUGCUUUUAUCAUGCUGAUUGUAUUGGUUAUGGUGUCAGUACAUGCAUGAUUUUUGUUUCAUUAAAUACCGCCAAGAUUUUUGGUAAAUACGUGUAGCUUGAUUGAUAUCUACACGAUACAUGUAUGUGACAAUGGAGAGGCAAAUACAUGUAUACGUGUUGCAACAUUUAUACAAUAAAAUUAGGAUUCGUGUGAGGUUCAUGCUAAUUAUCAAUUUUUCUUCAAUAAAGACAAAUUUUUGGAAAUCUCUAUAAUCUCUAACAAUAACUCUGACUCUUCUUUCAUCUCUAAAAUUCAUUACUCCCGUAUCCAUGAGAAUGGCACCGUCCCCACCUUUUUCAUUCUCGCUCUCUCUCUCUCUCUCUCUCUCUCUCUCUCUGUCUCCUAACCUCUUACUCAAAUGGGAUAUCAAACCACCCCUUCCUACCAAAGGCUGCACCAUGAAAUGCCAGUGUAAUCACUAAAUUUUCAUCUUGACCGUCGUAUAUAAUUAUGAUGACGACGAUAUGAGUAUUCCACACUAAUGUAACUAUACCCCGUGUAAUACAGUUGGUGAUAACAAAUAUAACUAUAACAGACUUCGAGAAAUCAACAUAAGGCAUUUCAUAUAGUAUAAUGUGUCAUUUAGUGAAAUUGUGGAAAUGAAUGUGACAUAAAUAAUCCAAACAUGAUUUCUAUAGUCAUUAUUGGGUUUUUAAAAUUGCCUAUAAGUUGAAUUCUUAUGGGUCUUUGCGAUUGAGUUCUAUAUAAUAUUUUUAAACAAAAUUACAAAUUCCACUGAAAACCGUUUCAUUGGUAUAGGAUUUACUCGAAAGUUACAAUUGUGAUUUUUUAAUGAAUGAGAAACUACGGUAAACGGCAAUGUUGUACAUAUUCUAUAUGAUAUAUUUUACAGACCUUUUGUAAUUUUUUAUUUAAUAAAUCAACUUUCUUCGUUGUUUGGUUCGUUGAUUUGUUUGUUUCUCUGUAUAUCUUCCAAAAGGGAUUCAUAUAUUGGUAACGCUUUAAAACUGUAAUAUUCAUAACUUCUGCGAAAACUUUAACAUAUCAAUCACGUUCAUGACUUCUUUAGUAUUGAUUUCUUUAACUCCUUUGUUUGUUUGUUUGUUUACCGUUUUUCUUUUAGUGUGAAUAGAUUAAUGCUCUGCUCUGGUAUUUGCAGGCAGCAAUAGCCAAUAGGAUAGAUGUAUAACAGAGUAGUAGUAAUAACCAACAUAGGUUAAUAUUUUGUACACUAAUGGGUGCGGUGACUUUCAAUACGUUUGGCGCCGUUAACAUUGUGAAGUUAGAAGUAGGUCACGAACGCCCUGCCCAUAAUAGUUGUAUUUUCAUCAUCGUUAUGUGCUCUUCAUAUCAAUAAAUACACUUUAAUGGUUUA
This is a messenger RNA of Strongylocentrotus purpuratus (purple sea urchin), 2813 nucleotides long. RefSeq lists its product as uncharacterized. Lineage: Eukaryota; Metazoa; Echinodermata; Echinoidea; Camarodonta; Strongylocentrotidae. The coding region runs from base 74 to 1351 and encodes 425 amino acids. The record is from RefSeq and is a predicted model, not a curated record. The transcript has 3 exons.